AUGAAAACAUUCAAAUUCGACCCACAAACUCAAGAAUGGAAGAGUUACUCAAAAAUUGAAGAGUUCAAUCAAGUUCCAUCCUCAUUUCUUUCAAUUGAUAAAUUGACAAGGGAAUUUGGAUUGAAAAUUGGCACAUUUAAUGUGUUAUUUGAUUUGGUUCCUUUCUUUUUACAAUCAAUAUUGAGAGCAAAAGAAAGGCAUAUUCAUACCAUUGAAUUAUUGAAAAGAGAAAAUUUUGACAUUAUCAUUUUGAAUGAAGUUACUGGAAGAUUUUUAAAUUUAAUUGAAAAUGAUGAAUUUUUCAAGAGCGAAUAUUACUUUAGUGAUAUUAUGGAGAGAGAUGGUGAUGUGAAAAGUGAAUUAACUGUGAAUAAGAGCAUUGGAAAGAGAAUGGGAAAUCUUGUCUUGUCCAAAUUUGCUCCAGAUUUUACUGAAAUGGAGGGUAUUAAUAAGAGUAGAGCUUUUAUUUAUAGUUCAUUCACUCCUGUGGAUGGAAAUGGAAGAAGAAUUGAAGAAGAAAGGAUUGGUAUUGUGGCAACCCAUACAAGUGCCUUUACUCAUAAUGAUCAAGUUAGAAAGCAAGAAUUGACUAGAUUGGUAAAUUCUGAACUAUUGAAAAAUGUUAAAAAUGUUGUAGUUUUAGGAGAUUUAAAUCUGCAUGAAGAACACGAGGAUAGGACAAUUGAAGCAAUUAAUUGUAGAGAUUUAUGGACAGAAACUAGAAGCAAUGGUCUAUUUCGUGGAUAUACAUUCGAUUCUCUCAAUAAUUCACUCAUUCAAAUGCUAUUUUUGAAUUUUGAAAAGAGAAGAAUGCGAUUGGACAGAAUUAUUACGACUAUUUAUUCUGCUCUGACCAUUUCGGUCUUAAAACCUCACUAG
Naegleria gruberi is the source of this 879-nucleotide messenger RNA. RefSeq lists its product as uncharacterized. Gene Ontology annotation, molecular function: single-stranded DNA binding; 5'-tyrosyl-DNA phosphodiesterase activity. The transcript has 2 exons. The record is from RefSeq and is a predicted model, not a curated record. NCBI's taxonomy places the organism in Eukaryota, Heterolobosea, Eutetramitea, Acrasida, Naegleriidae. Bases 1 to 879 code for a protein of 292 amino acids. Gene Ontology annotation, biological process: double-strand break repair. Gene Ontology annotation, cellular component: cytoplasm; PML body.